GGGAAGAUGAAGCCAAAUGUCCAAAAGCUUCUGUGCUCCGGCCUUUGCUCACGAGCAGCAAGAUAGAGAUUCUCGUUGGCUCCUUUCGCGCGGCGCAGGGAUGCAGAAUGGGGAUCAGCAUCACACAGUUUGGCCAAUGAUGUGAUUGGCUUCAGAGUCGUUCGCUGCACCCAUGCGCGCCGGAGUGUAGCCUGGUUUCGGGCAUUUCGUCUGGCCUGCACAAGUUUCACGAAAUGCAAAAGACUUCAACGAGCCCAGGAUGUGGAGACUCCAUGGUAAAGCCUGGAGGAACAAAGAGGUUCACCAUGUCCCCCUCGGGUCUCGACUGAGUCGAGCUGGCUCAUUCAGAGUAGAGCGGUACUGACAGCGAACCUCCAAAGCUUCCAGCGUCACAGAGUUUGAAAAUGGUGUGGCAGAGCGAAGCAGCAUGGUGACGAUCGUCAAGAUGUGAAUAGUUAACUAUGGACCGAAUCCAACCUCCAAACCGUCGCUGGUACAUGAAUUGGAUGUGAACGUGUCUCAAUGAAAUAGACGUGUCCUCUACGUGCAAGACAAAUCAUGUGAGCAAGACAGCCUGUUCUAUGUUUUGCGUCAAGUUAUUGCCAGCUGUGCGUGCUCUCCGGGUCAUGAAUGGCUUAUUACCCUCAGGAUGAUCUGGCGCCAUUCCCAGAGCCGUACUUAAUUCGCUGUAGCAACAAACCUGGGCAACCUUCCUGCACCUGUUGUUUCGGAACUAGUCGUAAAAUGGCAGCCGCGUUGUGAAUGAGAUGGGAACGUUGGAUGGUGCAGAUGAUUCAGCUGUUGAUCAAGCUGCCCAGCAACUGGAUGAGGAAGAGAGGGAACUAUGGAGGCAGUUGCGGCGAAAGAGGGAUUUCGAGGUCCGAAUCCUCGAGAAGCGUGCGCAGAUAGAGGAGUUGCAGAAGAAGCGGCAAAGCGUGCGACUUGCUCAAGCGCAGGCUAGCGCAUCUGUGGAAGUAUUGACCAAAGAGGUCGAAUUUGUAAAGUCUCAGCAGCGAGAACUGGAGCAUGACUUGGCAGUGCUCAAGGAGUCAAAUCGGCUUCUGCAGCAAGCCUUUCAACUUCAGACUGGAAGCAAGCCUCACUCAAUUGGGGAGAAGGUCUUGCCGCCAAGGACAAAGGAUACCCUGGCGGAAGAGCGGGCUCACAUGGAGUCGCUUCAGGCCCAACAGGAUCAAAUCGGACACCUGCAGAAGCACAUUGAAAGCAUGCAUGUGGAGAAGCAGAAUUUGCAGCAACAGCAGGAGGUUCUUUUUCAGAAGCAACGUACGGCCGAGCAAGAUCAGAACCGGCUCUUGGGAGCCAUCCAGGAUGAUCGGAAUCUCCUGAACGAAGUGCGGAGUGAGCGGAUCAAGCUCUUUGAAGAACGCGCCAUUCUUGAAAAACAGAUGGCAUCGGUGGUCAGCAAGGUACAUGAGGGUGUUCCUCGUGAAGAACGGACUCGAUGGUCUCCCAGGACAUCUCCAUCUGAGCAGGUGGCUCAAAGUCUCAAGCCACCAGGAUCAUUUGGUGGAGUUCGAGGACAUGUUCCACAGGACCCACCUUUGCCACAGCCAUCGCCAUUUUUCUCGUCACCGUUGCAGGACCGACGUCCUCAUUGGAUCUCAUUCCAGAAGGAUGGAGACGCUGCUUCACGGCUGAACCAGGCUGUUGAAUCUCCGUCUUUUGGGGGUCAUAAAUUCCUCCAAACAACAUAGUGUCAAUGAAACCAAAGCGGAA
Messenger RNA from Durusdinium trenchii, 1737 nucleotides. The record is from the annotation of a GenBank genome assembly. Lineage: Eukaryota; Dinophyceae; Suessiales; Symbiodiniaceae.